CAAUCCCAAAGUGACCUUUUUCCCCCCUCCGGAGUUCAAUGCGCUCUAGGGGCAGUGCGAGGGAUAGAUCUCGCGAGGGAGGCGGGUGAGAAGAAAUCGCACCUCUCCCCGCCUCAUGCACACCCUAGGCUGGCUGCGCGCGCACCUGCCUCCCUAAGGGCUCUUUCUGUCCUUCUUUAGGCCGCAGAAGUAGCCUAGGCGUUAUUCCGCCUCCACCCUACCCCAGUUUCGUGUCUCUGGCCUUUCUGUCCCCAGCGCCGCCAGAUCUUGCGGGGAGAAGGGGGUAAUAUUUUGAGCUGUUGCUUCUCCUUUAAGAAAAAAAGCCCCGUCGGUUGCCGGAUGAAAGUCUCUGAAAAAAAUGGCGGCGGUAGAACGAAGGCGGGGUUGUGGGGGCAACGAGGGCCCGCCUCCUGGCACAUGCGCAUCGUUAACUUAACCAAGGGCAUUGUGGGAGAUGAAGUCCUAUUUCGCCUAGGCUUUAGGAAAAUAGAUGGUAAACCAGAGGUGGAGAGAAUGCUGGGAGGUUCUGACUGAUUCACGCCGGGAAAGAUGCUUUAUUAGAGGAACUGGAACGCUCCACCCUUCAGGACAGUGAUGAAUAUUCCAACCCAGCUUCUCUUCCCCCUGAUCAGCAUUCCAGAAAGGAGAGUAACCUGGGUGAUACUUCAGAAAUCGUUUCUGUUCAGGAUAACACAAGUCCCUUGCCGUGAACCCCGAGAGCCAAAGGUGUCACCACCACCUUCUAAAACCUCAGCAGCUGCUCAGUUGGAUGAGCUCAUGGCUCACCUGAGUGAGAUGCAGGCCAAGGUUGCAGCGAGAGCAGAUGCUGGCAAUAAACACUUACCAGACAAGCAGGAUCACAGAGCCUCCCUGGACUCAAUGCUUGGGGGUCUGGAGCAGGAACUGCAGGACCUUGGCAUUGCCACAGUGCCCAAGGGCCAUUGUGCAUCCUGUCAGAAACCGAUUGCUGGGAAGGUGAUCCAUGCUCUAGGGCAAUCAUGGCAUCCUGAGCAUUUUGUCUGUACUCAUUGCAAAGAAGAGAUUGGCUCCAGUCCCUUCUUUGAGCGGAGUGGCUUGGCCUACUGCCCCAACGACUACCAUCACCUUUUUUCUCCACGCUGUGCUUACUGCGCUGCUCCCAUCCUGGAUAAAGUGCUGACAGCAAUGAACCAGACCUGGCACCCAGAGCACUUUUUCUGCUCCCACUGUGGGGAGGUGUUUGGUGCAGAAGGCUUUCAUGAGAAGGACAAGAAGCCAUAUUGCCGAAAGGAUUUCUUAGCCCUGUUUUCACCCAAGUGUGGUGGCUGCAAUCGCCCAGUGUUGGAAAACUACCUUUCAGCCAUGGACACCGUCUGGCACCCAGAGUGCUUUGUUUGUGGGGACUGCUUCAGCAGUUUUUCUACUGGCUCUUUCUUUGAACUGGAUGGACGUCCAUUCUGUGAGCUCCAUUACCAUCACCGCCGGGGAACUCUCUGCCAUGGAUGUGGGCAGCCCAUCACUGGCCGUUGCAUCAGUGCCAUGGGGCACAAGUUCCAUCCUGAGCACUUUGUGUGUGCUUUCUGCCUGACACAGUUGUCGAAGGGCAUUUUCAGGGAGCAGAAUGACAAGACCUAUUGUCAACCCUGCUUCAAUAAGCUCUUCCCACUGUAAUGCCAACUGAUUGACAGCCUCUUCAGAUUCCUUAUAAAAUUUAAACCAAGAGAGGGGAAGAAAGGGUAAAUUUGCUGUUACUGACCUUAUGCUUAAUAGUCUUAUAGAAAAAGAAAAGGUGAUGAGUAAAUAAGAGAACUUCUAGACUUUACAUGACUAGGCUGCUAAUCUUAUUGUUUAGGCUAUAAAUUCUCUUUCUCUCUUUCUUUCUUUCUCUAAUCAGGUACUUGGAGUUAGAUCUAGGUCCUUCCAUGUAGCCCCUCUACAGAGGUAUUUUCCACUUGCAUAAUUCAUUCCAACACUGGUUUUCUUAGGUUUUUCCAUUUUCACCUCUACUGAUGCCCCUACCUAGCUCUUUUCUAAUUUAGUCCUCAUACUUGUUACUUUUCAAGUUUUCCCAUUUCCCUGUGGCUCACUGUCUUACAGUCGCUGCUGUGGAAGCAUGAUACCAAUCCUAGCUGUUUGCAUCUUCCUUCAGUGUAUUUUUGUUUUUCAAGAGGAAGUAGAUUUUAACUGGACAACUUUGAGUACUGACAUCAUUGAUAAAUAAAAUGGCUUGUGGUUUUAAUAA
Molecule: messenger RNA, 2221 nt
Organism: Cebus imitator (Panamanian white-faced capuchin)
Lineage: Eukaryota; Metazoa; Chordata; Mammalia; Primates; Cebidae
Gene: LPXN
Product: leupaxin
Exons: 8
Coding region: 595-1650 (351 amino acids)
Biological process (GO): endothelial cell migration; substrate adhesion-dependent cell spreading; negative regulation of B cell receptor signaling pathway
Source: RefSeq, a predicted model, not a curated record